Messenger RNA from Cuscuta campestris, 691 nucleotides. NCBI's taxonomy places the organism in Eukaryota, Viridiplantae, Streptophyta, Magnoliopsida, Solanales, Convolvulaceae. The record is from the annotation of a GenBank genome assembly.
UUGGAGGAUUUCCCUCUGGGUAAACUUUGUUCACCAGAGAUGGAAAUGAUCGGAGAGAGUGGGGAGAUCGGAGAUGGAAAUGAUCUGUUAAGUGCACAUGUUUCAUUGAUAAAUAAAACUUAAAAGAUAGUAUGUGCUUUCAAUAUGUUUGCUGUGAAAUGUCUCAUGACUUCCAAAUGGUGCUGCGAUCUAAUUACUUUCUUACCUAUGAUGACAGGGGAGUUAUUCGUUUUUUCCCUAAAGGUGCUUCAUCAUGUACUGUGGAGCUAACAGUUUCGUAUGAAGUUCCUUCAUUGUUGAUUCCCGUGGCAUCAGCGUUGCGACCUUUUCUUGAAAGCUUACUGAUCCGUGGGUUAGAAGGGUUCACAAACUUUGCCAAGAACUACACAGCUGGUCCACCCAUUGAUGCCAAUGCUGUGGAAAAGUGACCAGUGAUUGAAUCUAUCCACUCAUAUGUUUGCCUGGCCUUGUUUUUUAAGGUUUAAACAAGCCAUUGAUUGUAGUAAAAGCAACAUAAGAGCUUUAAAUAGGUACUACUGAAGUACUACGGAGUAAUUCGGUGUAACUUUAUAUUUUAAAUGCCACCUACGGUCAUAGUACUUUUGCAGACACUCCCUGAGAUUAUUCCAUCGUUAAUCUCUCUUUAUACACAAGUGGAAAUGAUAAAAAUGCAUAGUUUACAAGAUACCCC